AUGAGCAACGCUGAACAGCAACAACUGCAGCAGUACAAUAUGGCCGACACGGAUACCGCAGAUGCGGCAAAUGGACGUUUAAUGGAUAGUGGUGAGAUUAGCAAUACCGUGUCCAACGUGGAGGCAGCGACGGGGUCUGAUGUAAUGUGCCGCAGUACCAAAACCAGUAGCAAUGCCAAUUCGUUCCGUAUCGAGGCACUGCUGGCCAGCAAAGAGCAUGAAAACAAUAGUGGCGCAGGUGUCGAACACUCGCCGACUCGUGUCAAACCGAACAAUGGGGAUCUGAUCGGUGAUGGGUUUAAUGCGAGUGAAGAUCGUCAUUCAAGGUCUGAAUCCACCUUCUCAUCUGACUCAUGCUCAUCGAUCAACCCGGGCAGUGUGGAACCGCAGGACAUAGACGACUGUGCGAUGAAUCAAAUCGCAAAAUCAGCCUCUCCCAACCAGCACGACUAUCUGCCGUUCUACAAUCUCUGCCCGUCGCAGGUGAUCUUCACCUCGAACGCAUCCACCUUCGACACCCAUCCGGCGGUGUGCAACAAAAGCAUACCGGUUGACGCUGGGAAUCGGUUCCAUUUCAUGCAGCUACCUCAGCUAGAGCUUCUAAGGCACCACAACAUCUACUAUCCACGAAUCACGGAGCUUACAGGACAAAAUUCAGUAUACGGCAAAGCGCGACGGCCACGGACGGCUUUCACCUCCCAGCAGCUGCUCGAGCUGGAAAAGCAGUUUAAAGUCAGCAAAUAUUUGUCCCGACCGAAGCGGUACGAGGUGGCGAACAAUUUGCUGCUGUCCGAAACACAGGUUAAAAUUUGGUUUCAAAAUCGCCGCAUGAAGUGGAAACGAUCCCGGAAGGUGAACGAAUCGAAAAAGUAUAACAGCAGCACCGGCAGUGGUACCAACCAAAGCACCACCGCCAACGGUAGCAGUAACAGCAGCAGUAAUAGUAGCACCAGCAGUAACAGCAACAUCAGUAACCAUAGCAACGGUACGCUUGGGUCGAGUAACGUUACCACCGGCAGUGGGGCACAAAAUGGUGCCAGUAACGCGAGCGGUUCGUUGUUGCUUGGCAGUGGCAAUAAAACAUCCACCGACCAUCACGACGGUCGGCCGUGCAAUCGUACCGCCGGCGAGCCGGGACGGGGCGAUAACUGCCCGAGUGGCAUGGUGAGUAAAUUGUCCUGCAUCCUGGAUCAUCCGAAGGAUAAGCGUGACAGCAAUGGGACGGCCGGUAGCAAACAGCACGCGACGGCCCUCUUCGUCAAUCAGCAGCAGUUUCAGGCGGUCGGUGCUGGCAGUGCGACGACCAGUCCGAACGAACUGGUCGGCGUCGGGGCAGCGUUGUUUGCAUGUGAUCCACCGAAUGGUUUAAGUUUUCGGCCUUAUGUAACGUAA
Molecule: messenger RNA, 1392 nt
Organism: Anopheles marshallii
Lineage: Eukaryota; Metazoa; Arthropoda; Insecta; Diptera; Culicidae
Gene: exex
Product: homeobox protein Hox-A2
Exons: 5
Coding region: 1-1392 (463 amino acids)
Biological process (GO): regulation of DNA-templated transcription; neuron projection morphogenesis; central nervous system development
Cellular component (GO): nucleus
Molecular function (GO): DNA-binding transcription factor activity, RNA polymerase II-specific; sequence-specific double-stranded DNA binding
Source: RefSeq, a predicted model, not a curated record